Molecule: messenger RNA, 2267 nt
Organism: Sinocyclocheilus grahami
Lineage: Eukaryota; Metazoa; Chordata; Actinopteri; Cypriniformes; Cyprinidae
Product: extracellular tyrosine-protein kinase PKDCC-like
Exons: 7
Coding region: 153-1634 (493 amino acids)
Biological process (GO): peptidyl-tyrosine phosphorylation; skeletal system development
Cellular component (GO): extracellular region
Molecular function (GO): non-membrane spanning protein tyrosine kinase activity; ATP binding
Source: RefSeq, a predicted model, not a curated record
CAUACGGCGCAUCCUUCUGAGCGCAGCAUCAUAGACUUCCUUCACGACGCACAAUACUAGGCUACGGCACGGCCAGACAGACUGCCAGGAGGGUAGGCGGAGGCUGGAAGGGGGGACACAUCUAUUUUCUGUUAAUAAUAAUAAGCAGCAAAAUGAAGCGGAGAAAGAUGGUGGUAGCGGCGGGCUUCUGCCUCUCGUUCUUCACGGGCACGCUGAUGAAUUUAUUGUUCAUUCCGGGAUUCGAGCACCACGGCGAGAACCAGCAGCAGCCCGACGCGGACGCUCCUGCCGGGCUUCGCGUCGACGAGCUGCCACCCGUCGAAACGGCAACCGUCGGGCGACUCCCGGAGCUCCAGCGGCAAAUACGCGAGCGAUUGGACGAGGUUCUGCGGUACCGUCAGAAACGGGCGCACUGGGUCGGCACCGGACCGCUGGAGCGCAGGCGACUCAUGGACUUGGAGCAACGCAGCGAGUGGGAAACAUACAAAGGCAUCGGGAAACCCAAGAAUGACUAUGAUCAGUCUCAACCGACUCCCGCUGUAUCCAAAGCAACAAAAUCACACCGGGAGUUUACGCGCGAGUCGGUGCUCGGCUGCGGCAGCAUUGAUAACGUUACCAACGUCCAGUAUCUGGGCUCAGGAUACACAAAGGCGGUGUAUAAAGCGACUGUGAACAGCAGCUUCUCCGUCGCAUUAAAAUCAGUGGAUUUUGGGGGUCACGAUAUGGAGAACUGUGUGAAGAAAUACGGGUCGUCGCCAGACUGUUACAAACUCGCAUCCUUCAAAAUUGUCAAGGAAAUGACACUGAUGGAGAGCCUGCAGCACCCUAAUAUUCUCAAGCUGUACGGCUACUGCUACCAGGAUAACAACAAUAUAAAGGACACGGUGACAGCCAUCACGGAGCUGGGCAGCCCUCUGGAGAUGAUCCAGCUGCUGCAGACGCCCUGGGAGGAGAGAUUUAGGAUCUGUCUGAGUCUGAUGAGGCUGCUGUAUUAUUUGGCCCAUUCCCCGCUUGGGUCUGUCACCCUGCUGGACUUCAGGCCACGGCAGUUCGUUUUGGUGGGGGGAGUGUUGAAAGUGACCGACCUGGAUGACGCCAGUGUUGAGGAGACUCCCUGCUCCCCAUCUUCUCCUUCAGACUGUCUCAUGGAGUUCCCUGCCCGCAACUUCACCCUCCCCUGCCACAAGGGUCGUUGUGAGGGUGUCAACGAAAAGAGAAACCUCUACAAUGCUUACAGAUUUUUCUUCACCUACUUGUUACCUCACAGUGCCCCCUCAGCACUGAGACCCCUUCUGGACAAAAUCGUCAACUCUACAGGAGAGCUGAUAUGGGGCACUGACGAGACUCUGGUUCACCUUGAAAAAGAAUAUAAACAUGUGUCAGAGGCCUCGAUAGCAGCAGAAAACUACCGCUGCUGGCCGUCUUAUCAGCACGACGCAUGCCUGCUGUCAGUCUUCAGCGUCGAUGAAGCUAUUGACGUGUGUGAGAGCCAUGCCCAAUGCCGGGCCUUCGUCAUUACCAAUCAGAGCACAUGGACAGGUCAUCAGCUUGCGCUCUUCAAAACCGGUGCAGCCAGCAUGACCACGGCUCCAGGUAAACUCUCGUACAUACGACUGGGGGCAGCUGAGAGUUGAGAUGAGAAAGCGCCAUACAGUGUGGUCAGUCAUCAUCAGUAUCUUCUGAUCAUCUCCCUCUGAAGACACUCAUGUGCUGUAGUUCCUGAGGACAUGUUGCUCAGGAUUUUGGGAGGACGGUCAAAAGAGAAAGCACCUUUCAGGAAGUUCGAGACUCGCUCAGGCGGAGGUCAGCUGUCAACUAUGUGCAAUACUGCCUCUCUGAACCUGGGAUUGGACGGUGAAUAUGUUUGUGUACCUGGCAGAGAUGCAGAGAAGCUGUUUGUGCUUGUCACGGCAACAUGUGUGUGUGUGUGUGUGUUUAAUGAGUCUCUGCCCACACAGAAUCCUCUUUUAUUUGCUCUGAUAUUCAGCACUUUUUUCUCCAUGUGAAACAGGGUCUAUUUGUUGAGCUUUUAAAAGCAUUUGCUUUGAUUUUUGAAAUCUUUUCAAAUAAGUGCUCAUGAAAAAAAAGUUCUUCUGACAAUUGAUUCUAAAUGUUCACUUAGACCAGUCUAAACAAGUAAUUUAUUGGUUUAAAGAAUGAAAACACCUUUUUUAAAUUAUGAAAUAAUUUUUAAAGACUGAAGUUUCAGAUCAGCAAACAGAUCAGCAGCAAAUCUGAAAAUGUAUAUUACAAAUCAGACCCCCCCC